Phytophthora sojae is the source of this 3873-nucleotide messenger RNA. RefSeq lists its product as hypothetical. Bases 1 to 3873 code for a protein of 1290 amino acids. Lineage: Eukaryota; Oomycota; Peronosporomycetes; Peronosporales; Peronosporaceae. The transcript is spliced from 4 exons. The record is from RefSeq and is a predicted model, not a curated record.
AUGGGGCGCAUGGUAUACAACAUUUCCCACCCCACCAACCAAAAAUUGGUAGCGAAGCAGUACCAGAUCAGUCUAGGCAAGCUCCAAAAGAAUGUGGCUGCUGAUUUCAAGGAAGACAGUAAGUACCGCUUCUACCAAGGCAAGAACAUGGAGUCGCACCUCUACGAGGGAAUUCAGCCUGCUGAGUUCUACGACAAGCUCGAUAACGUGCUCGCAACCCAGAAGUCUGCCUUCAAGGUCAACAUCGCUCUUGGAUACAAGCUUGUCAGCAGAACUGAUGAUAGCGAGACUCGCUACUUCCACCCGAAUAUUAGCAACACGUCUGUAUUUAGCACUCCUGUAGCUAUCAACAGCAAGGCUGAUAUUCGUAAGAAGGUGAUCUCGGAGAUUCGCUCCAUGGAGUUGGCUGACAAGCUCAACUACCCCAGCUCCGGGUACAUGGUGAAGGGGCUUACUGGCUUCAAAAUCUAUAUCUACCAACGCGACCAUGCUCUGGGUGAUAGCGAGGCUGUCAUUCCUAAGCAGGAGGGAGCCAAGAAGGAUCCUCGCAGAAUCCAGGCUCUGGUGAAACAAGCCUUCAAGCAGUACUGUUCGUACAAGGAGAUCACCUACACUCUGGGUCUGUUCCGCAAUUUCAAGCCUAUCGACAUUCUCCAAUUCGAUGAGCUUGAGGAGUGCUUCAAGCUGAACAUCAACGUCUUCAACAUGGAUUUUGAGACGGGCAAGGUUGAAUGCAUUCGCUGCUCGGACAAGGACUAUGAUUCGAUCAACAUCCUGUCGCCCGAGAAUCACGCUCUCUACAUCACGAACGUUGAUAUGCUCCAGCAGAAGUACCAAUGCUCUACGUGUGAGAUGGUGUUUGUUAGCUCUGAUAAGCUACGCAACCACACUAAGAACCAAUGCGAACUCGUGAACAUCGAAUCGUUCCCAGCUCAGCCAACCAUCUACCAACCCGCUCCGAACAGCAUUCGUCCCAUGCUGACUCAGUACUCCAUCAAGGAUGCUGACCAUUACAUCGAUCACUUCAUUGUCUAUGAUUUUGAGGCUAUCCUCAAGCCUACGGGUGUCAAAAACGGAGAGAAUACUAUCUUCACAAACGAACACAUUCCUGUGUCUGUUACCGUGGCCGACAGCUUGACUGAGGAGGUGCGAUGCUUCGUCAGCAAUGACCCGAAGGAGUUGCUCAAGGAUAUGUUCCAGUACAUCGAGGAAGUUGCGGCUAAGAUUCAGCGGUACAACGUCUCGAAGUAUGAGACUUUGCUACACAAGAUCAUCAACGUCCAUGGUUUGACUGACGCUGAGGUUCCUGGCCUAGACUUGGGUAAGACGUACAAGAUGGAAGAUGUCAAUGCUUGGAUUCAGAACGGAGAUUUUGCUAGUUUCUUCGAUCUCCACAGCAAGCUCACAUUCGGUAAGAAGCGCUCUGACUAUGGAAACCUGAAGCAGUGCAUUGAUCAGGUACCAGUACUCGGAUUCAACUCUGGACGAUACGACAUCAAUCUUAUCAAGGCGGACCUGUUUGCAGUCAUCGAUACUGACAACAUCACAUCAGUCAUCAAGAACCCUAGCUACAUGUGCAUCGCCACGUCAGACAUGAAGAUGCUUGACAUUAGCAACUAUGUUCCGGCAGGCACCAGCUAUGCGAAGUACUUGUCGACAUAUCUCGGUGAGUGCAAGUGUGAUGACAAGAUUCGAUGCGUCUGUGGCCUAGGAAAAGGUAUCUUCCCGUACGAGUACAUUACGUCAUUUGACGUACUCAGUCAGUCGGAAGUCCCUCCUAAGUCAGCAUUCGACAGCACUAGCAUCAGUGAUGAGGACUUUGCGCGGGUACAGUUCGUAUGGGGGCACUAUGGCAUGAAGUCAAUCAAGGAUCUACUAAUUUGGUACAACAACCUCGAUGUAGUCCCCUUCAUCAAGGCCAUCAAAGCCCAGCGAGAACUAUUCAAACGUUUCGAACUUGAUAUAGUCCCAGCUAAGGCAUUCGACUUCCCUGAGCAGCGCUACCUAGGCUACAUCGAGCAAGAUGAGAAGGCUGACCGCGAGUUCGGUAUGACCAUACAACACCUGGAUGAGCUGCUAGAGCGUCAAAAGUACCUGUGUGGUCUAUGCUAUAAGCAACUCACAGCUGAUACUGCCUCGGCUGACCGAAUCAACAACAAGCUCGGACACAUUGAUGGCAAUAUCUUGAUCAGCUGUGUGGGAUGCAACGUUGCUCGCAAGAACAUGUCGCUCAAGGGCUUCCGCCACAAGAAGCUACUUGAAUUCAACUCAGACAGGUUGGUGUACAGUAUCGAUAGAGAGGAGAAGGACAUCUACACCAAGAUGAAGGCGAACAUUGCUGGUGGCCCUUCUAUCAUUUUCAACAGAUACGCGAAACGCAACGAGACCAAGAUUCGAGGGGGUAAGAUCUGCAAAAAAAUCAUCGGCUACGAUGCUAAUGCUCUGUAUUUGUGGGCUCUUGGUAACGAGAUGCCAUGUGGACGGUUGACCACCAUCGAGGCAUACACAGGGAUCGUCGAUGAUAUUGUAAAUGGCAAGAUCUUUGGCUUCCUAGAGUGUGAUAUCCGUACACCAGAGCAUCUCAAACCCUAUUUCAGUGAAAUGACCCCAAUUUUCAAGAACACCCUUAUCGACUGCAGCGAUCGGAGUGUCAUCGGUCAGCACAUGUUCGAGUACAACGAGGGGUGCAAGCAAAGCCGAGCAAAGCCGGCUCGCAAACUCAUCGGGAGCUACUUUGGUGAGAAGAUCCUCAUUUAUGCACCGCUACCCAAAUGGUACAUUUCUCAUGGCAUGGAGAUCACCAAGACUUACAGCUUCAUCAGGGCUAGCUCUCACAAGGCGUUUGCUCCAUUCAUGGAAGCCGUAUCGAACGCGCGACGGGAAGGUGAUGCCGAUAAGUCUAAGGCCAUGAUUGCUGAGAUGAUGAAACUAGUAGGUAAUUCAGCGUUCGGUCGCAGUGGCAUGGACAUGAGCAAGCAUAAGGAGGUCAAGUAUGAGUCGGAUGAGAAGGCAAUUAAAUCAAAGAUUGAGCACUUCACCUUCCAUGGAAUGGAAGAGUUGAAUGAUUCAUGUGAAUUCACAAUGAAGAAGAGAAAGCUCAACAACAAGAACCCAAUUCAUCUCUCGAUUGCAAUCUAUCAGCUCGCUAAGCUCCGCAUGCUUGAGUUCUACUACGAUUGUAUUGACUUCUACUUCGACCGCUCAAAUUUUCAGUAUCAGGAGAUGGACACCGACUCUGGCUACAUCGCUUUCAGCUGUGAAAAGCCAUUUGAGGAGUGCAUCAAGCCUGAGCUUCGUGAGCAUUUUCAGCAGCACAAGUAUGAGUGGUUCCCGCGCGACUAUAAUGAGACUGUAGCCAAGUUUGACCGUCGAACCCCUGGUUUAUUUAAGGAAGAGUGGUCUGGUGAUGCUAUGGUAUCAUUGUCCUCUAAGAACUACAUUUGCUACCUACCAGAUGAAUCUUACAAGGUCAAGGUUUCAGCGAAGGGAGUCCAGCAGAGUGCUGGACGCAAUGGCGACGUCCUCAACCCAGAUGGCUUUGAAUCAGUUGUUCGCGAUCGCAUCACGCUACAGGGUACCAACAAGGGGUUUAGACUCAGUAAGGAGACUAUGUUCUUUUUCAACCCCCGCAUCAUCGCCAGUUCAGGCGGCAGCUAUGGAGACAACAGCGAUCUCAACAUUGCUGAGCUCAAGUCCAUCAUGAAGAAUCUAAUCAUCCAUGACCGACCUCAACAGACCCAAGCAGCAGCAUGGGCUACUGACCUCGAUAAGUCAAUCAAGAAGGUGGAAGCAGCUACCCAAACGGAAGGUGGACGGGUAUGGGCGUACCAGCCGAAAAAAAAGUCGAAGAGCGUGAAAACCUUUGCUCUAUAG